Messenger RNA from Mastomys coucha (southern multimammate mouse), 618 nucleotides. RefSeq names its product chromosome unknown C17orf98 homolog (gene Spmap1). The record is from RefSeq and is a predicted model, not a curated record. Lineage: Eukaryota; Metazoa; Chordata; Mammalia; Rodentia; Muridae. The coding region runs from base 66 to 530 and encodes 154 amino acids. The transcript has 3 exons.
UGAAGUCCUCUUCUAAGGCUCUCUACCUCAGAAAGCCCUCAGACUCAGAGGCUGCUGCGGUUAGGAUGGCUCGUUAUGAUAGUCCUCAGCGACUCGAAAAAGCUUUUGUUUUGGAUGGGGUGGCUGUGAGCACAAUGGCCCAUGCCUACAGCAUCUUGAGACCCAAGCUGUGGUCAGCAAUUCCGCCUUAUAACCCUCAACUGGACCACCACACUCGUCGGUACUUCCGGAGCCACGUGGUUCCGCCCAUUUUGCGGAAAACUGAUCAGGAUCAUGGUGGUACUGGAAGGGAUGGCUGGAUCGUGGAUUAUUUCCACAUUUUUGGUCAAGGACAGAGAUAUCUCAAUAGGAGGAACUGGGCAGGAGCAGGGCAUUCCCCCCAGCAGGUGAGUGGUCAUGACUACUACAAUGCCAACCCGAAGGCCAUCACUACGGGCUUAAACGGUCGAUUCGGUUACCGCCGGAACACUCCAGCCCUCCGCCAGCACACAUCGGUGUUUGGAGAAGUAACACCAUUUCCCAUUUUCUGAAGACAUCGUGUCACAGGCCUUGACCUGUACCUUCAAGACAGAUGUUAAGAUGAACUGUCAAUGAUAUUCCAUUUUUUUAAACAUUGCA